CCAAUUGGAAUGGAGCGUGUUGCAGCGGUACCGAACGUGCACCUCCCUGCUGGACUCCUCUCUACACGCUGGGAUAUAAGGCCGAGAGGUCUAGUCGUCGCAUCCUAGAUAAAGUGGGCUCUUCUCUCCAGGACUGCCUCGAGUUUGCGGUAGCCACGCCAGACAGUCCCAGCACUAACUAUACUGGCACCACCAAUUCAACAUGGACUACACGUAUUUUAGCACCCAGCAGCAGCCGCAGCAGCAGCAGCCCUACCACCACUAUAUGGACAUGGCCUCCAACCCGUUCCCCCACACUGGAGUCGAUCCAGGGACCAUCCGAAGCAUAGAGCCUCUCGAUGCCGGCCUGUUCCCAACCUCGUAUGAUGCCUUUGCCUUCCACGGCCUGCCCACCCCGCACCAGGGCUCGCCCGAGGGCGGACUAGCACAAACACCCAUGCCCGUCGACAGCCUGGAUUCGGGCCUGGGAGGGGACGUCGAGGAUGGCCGCGGAAGCAGGACGCGCAGCAGCAGCGAGGAGAAGGAGGGUCUGAACCUGACGCCUGCCCAGAGCAGAAGGAAGGCGCAGAACCGGGCAGCCCAACGCGCCUUCCGCGAACGCAAGGAGCGCCACGUCCGCGACCUGGAGACCAAGCUCUCCACACUAGAAAACAGCAAGCACUCGCUGCAAUCCGACAACGACCGCCUCAAACAAGCCCUGCAACGCGCCCGCACCGAGAACGAGAUCCUACGCGCCACGGCCGGCUCGCCCCCCUCGUCCCGCCCAGUCUCCGUCAGCUAUCCCUCCCCCGGCGCACACCUCCCCGACGAGGACGCCAACGACGACGGGUACAACGUGCAAGUGCUCAACAACGGCAGCGUGCUCAACGCCGCGGAUAAAGACCACGUUGCUUCGCGCCAACAGUCAAAGGGCAAGGAGAUCCCCGCCGCGCAGGCUUGGGACUACAUACAGUCCCACCCCCUCGUCAAGCAGGGCCUGGUCGACAUCGUGGAUGUGUGCGAGCGGCUCAAAGGCGCGACAAAGUGCGAUGGCCAUGGUCCUGUUUUCGAGGAGAGCACCAUAUGGCACGCUGUUGAAGAGUCGCGACGGUGUGGUGGGGACGAGCUCAUCUGAUUGAAUACCUCCCCUCCUUCGUACACUUAUGCUGAGCUUCUUAGCAUCUUUUUGGUCGCUUCCUUUUCUCCUCUUCCUUAUACCCCCUACGUCUGCGUAUUUUCCACAACCGAUGCGAUUGCGCUCGGCGAGACUUGAUUCUUGGCGUUUGGGCAUCUUAGCAUUAUGAGUCUUUCCUCUAAUGGGGAUUCUUGAGGCGUGCGUGGUUAUGGGAGAUCCGGGCAAUAUGACGAAAACUUACUAUGGUGAGGGUUGCUAUGAUUUGUAUGUUGUCUGGCGCUUGUCUAUCUAGUACUUUGGAGUAUUUUGCAAAAUUGCUAAAAUCUUAUCAUUCUGUGAUCGAAAGCUUAUAGUCAUGUCAGCGGUGUAAAUCUGUAUGUGGGUGAUGCAUAGUGGCGGAUUGGAUGGAAGUCAGGAGCUGCACUAGAUUUGC
Molecule: messenger RNA, 1547 nt
Organism: Dothidotthia symphoricarpi CBS 119687
Lineage: Eukaryota; Fungi; Ascomycota; Dothideomycetes; Pleosporales; Dothidotthiaceae
Exons: 3
Coding region: 203-1114 (303 amino acids)
Cellular component (GO): RNA polymerase II transcription regulator complex
Molecular function (GO): transcription cis-regulatory region binding; DNA-binding transcription activator activity, RNA polymerase II-specific
Source: RefSeq, a predicted model, not a curated record